AUGAGUUCGAUUUCUGAAGAAAAUCAACAAACAAGUGUCCUGCUUGUAACAGUUGCAGCUCAAGGUCACAUAAACCCCAUGCUAAGGCUGGGCAACCUUCUUGCGUCCAAAGGCCUCCACGUCACUCUCGCCACCCAUGACCCUGCCCUGAAAGACCACUCCUCCACCGUCGGCGGCGUCCACCUUGAGUAUUUUUCCGACGGCAUACCUCCAGAACACGAUCGACAAUCCGGUGAUAUUGAUUUCGCUAUGAACACGCUGGGUAAGUUUGGACCGGGAAACCUUUCCGCCCUGAUUCGAACUCACUGCCGUAAAUUCGCGUGCAUCAUCAACACCCCUUUCAUGCCAUGGGCGGCUGACGUCGCAGCGGAGUUUGCGCUACCCUGCGCCAUGGUUUGGAUCCAACCAUGCACAGUCUAUCAGAUAUAUAACUGUUUUUACAAUCGUCUCAACGAGUUCCCAACUGAAAAUAACCUUGAUAUGAUCGUGAAUUUGCCUGGGCUUCCAUCACUGUGUGCGGAGGAGCUACCGUCCUUUGUUCUUCCGUCGAAUACGUUUCGUAGCUUCGAUGGUAUAUUGCAGGAAGUCUUUCAUAACCUGCAUAAGGUCAAAUGGGUGUUGGGAAAUACGUUCUUGGAACUGGAGAAAGAUGUGAUAAGGUCUUUGAAUGACGCGGGUCAUUCAUUUUUGCCUGUCGGACCAAUUGUUCCGGCAACCCUAUUUGGCAAGGAAGACAACAUCGAUGGCGAUCUAAAGGGUACAAAUAAGUUUAAAUCAGGCAACGAGAAUGAUUGUUUAGAAUGGCUAGACAAGCAACCACCGGCGUCGGUUGUUUAUAUCUCAUUCGGAAGUCUCCUGUUUUCAUCUGACAAACAAAUAGAAAGCAUAGUAACUGGUUUGAAAAUUACGAAACGACCGUUUCUCUGGGUUGUAAAGCUGCCGGAAAAUCAAGAAACCCAAGAAUUUGAGAUCUUGGAGGAGAUAAAGGAACAGGGUUUGAUCGUGAGAUGGAGUCCACAAACUGCUGUGUUAUCACAUCCAUCAGUUGGGUGUUUCUUAAGUCAUUGUGGGUGGAACUCACUGAUUGAAAGUGUUACCGCCGGUGUACCAGUGAUUGCUUGUCCACAGUGGACUGACCAGCCGACGAAUGCUAAGCUUGUUACCGAUGUUUGGGGCAUCGGGGUGAAACUAAAUAAGAAUCUAGAAUCGGGUAAUUUUAAUGGGGAAGAAAUGGCAAAAUGCGUGGAAGAGAUUAUGACUGGGCCUAGAUCGGAGGAGUUCAGAAAGAACGCGGCGGAGUUGAAAAGGGCAGCAUAUGAGGCGGUGGCAGACGGUGGCUCGUCGGACAAGAAUAUUCAGUUGUUUGUAGAUGUAGUUUCUUCUUGCUCAUGA
Lactuca saligna is the source of this 1392-nucleotide messenger RNA. NCBI's taxonomy places the organism in Eukaryota, Viridiplantae, Streptophyta, Magnoliopsida, Asterales, Asteraceae. The record is from the annotation of a GenBank genome assembly.